CGUGAAAAGAUUGCCGCUCAAAAAGUAGCGUACCGAAAACUAAGGUUAUGUUAUUGGACGCCACAGUAUAGGUAUUUUGUGUUUCGAGAUGGUGCAGCAUAAAAAUCAAACGCUGAUUCGCAUCGUGAGUGUGGAUCAUUACAUGAGCAAACCGGAUGCACAAUUUGAUGCGUGCUAUUCUGAUUUCCGUGGUGCGGAAAUAAAGCAAGUGCCGGUCAUACGCUUGUUUGGCUCAAACUCGGAAGGCGCGCAUAGCUGCGUCCACAUCCAUGGGGUGUUUCCAUACUUUUACAUCCCCUACGAUGGUUCCAUUGCCGACAAGCUGGCACUGGACCAAAAGAUCUACCAGCUUGCCUGCGCUCUUGACAAAGGUUUAAACGUUUCGCUUGGACGCUCCUCAUCCCAAGCGAAACACAUCUUCAAGAUAGUGUUGGUGAAAGGAAUUCCCAUCUACGGCUAUCAUCGUAAUCCGCAUCACUAUUUCAAGAUCUACAUGUACAAUCCGUAUCUGGUUCGCAAUGCCACUCAAUUGCUGAUGAACGGAACGAUCCUUUCGGGAGCGUAUCAGGUUCACGAAACCCACAUACCGUACAUUCUGCAGUUCUUCAUCGACUACAAUCUUUACGGGAUGAGUUUUUUGGAACUAAACACGAAAGGUCUACGUCAGCGAACGAAUGAUGCCGACACCGAUAGCAAUAUUCCACCGAAAAUGUCCACGUCCGAGUACGAGAUAGACGUGCGUGCAUCGGACAUUCUGAAUCGAGAGCCUGAAGACAAGGACAAGGACAGCGGAGAAUUUGCUAACCCGGGCAUUGCUUCCAUCUGGAAGGACGAACAAACACGACGCUUUUUACUCGGUUUGGACCAACCGGAGCGCAUGAAUCUUUCACAGGACAGUGGACUAGUGCAAGAAGUAGUCACUGAAAGUGAUCGAUUCUACCGAGCACGGCUGCUGGCAAAGCUUCAGUCGAAGGACCAAACUCCCAGCUCUGCUUUGGAGAAUCAACGUAAGCAGCCCAUCUCGGCCUAUCCAUCAGAGGCAGCCGAAGGCGACAUGUUGUUGGACGCAUCACACAUAGAGAAUCACGCACAUCCCAGUGCUGGACACAGCAAUGAGAGUUUGUACGAUUCUCAAAUAAGCUAUCAUUUCGAUGCUUCGGCGGUGAUGGUCGAUGAGGAGAAAAUCAUAUCCAUGUCACAGAAUCCGGAUGCAACGCUCGGAGAGGAGGAUUACAACAUGUUGGAAAUUAUGCGAAACCUCGAAGAGCAGGAAUCGAACAACAUUGAGAGCGACUGUCUGUUGGCACCAUUGACCCAGCAGUCGGGCGAAAGUAAUCGCAUCAUCAUUCAAGCCAGCUUGAACUUAUCACAAGCUAACAAAAAGCUAAACGCUUCCAUGUACGGAGAUCUGGAGGCAAUUUGUUUUAUGUCUGAUGCGGUAGAGCAGCGUACGCUAGAUCCGGAUGAUGUUAGCUUUGAUUCGGAUGAUGAAUUUCUGUUAGACUUUUCUCAAAAGCAAUCGUGCGCCGGAGGCAGUGCACUUGUGGCCGAAACAAACAAAUUCUUCAGCGACUGCGACGACGACCUGUUGUCCGGAGGGCUCAUCCCACAGUUAGACGGUAACGAUGAUUCCUUCAAGCCCAGCUCUUCUAAGCGAUCUAGACUGGCUAGACAGGCGACGCCAUCGCCCACCAGCUCAGCGGCUAAAAAAAUAUGCAUUGAUUUAACUCAACCUUUGGCGAGAAAAUCUGUGACGCCGCGUAGAGUUACGUUCGCCGUGUCCCCAGAGGAAAAGAGUAAUGAACGUGCCAAGCGUGUACUGAAGGAGUUUGAAGAAUCGUCACCGAACACACUGAAGCCAUUUGAAAUAAGGAUUCCGAAAUUGGGGCUGAUUAAGAAAUCUAUUCUGCACACAAACCGAAAUCGUACCUCGCCGAAGUCUGGUACAUCCCCAAAAUCUGGUGAAUUCCCCAAAACGAUAAGAAACCUUCACGUGUGCGUAACGAAAUUGGAUCCAUCCGCUUACAAUACAAGCCGUACAGCGCGUCCAAACGCCAACACGAGUGAUCGAUACGAACUGGCUCGAACGUACGACCUGGUCCACAAUUACGAUCCGAUGGAAGGUCCUUCCACACCGAAAUCAGAGCGCGUGCGGCGAAAAAGUUCGUCCUCCUACGGGAAAGGCCAGCCAAAGCCGAAGAUGAUGAAGCUGGAUGACGAGCAACAGAUCGAGCUGAUCCUUUCGGAAAGAUUUAGAAACAUCGUACGCCUUUCUCCAAAAGUGCUGAUUAAACCGUUGCUCCUAAACGAAAAGGUGGCUGUCAAUAGCGAACUGUCAUUGGACGUAUAUUCAUCGCCAGGCAAGGCGCGUCCCGAAGAUGAUGACCAGCCAACUGACAAGGCUGGCGUUGCAGAAGCUUCUGAGGAACAAAAUUCGACUCGGUCAUCCCCAACGGUCGAAGUUGCCACACAAUCAACUGAAUCUAAAGAAAAAGGUGCUCCAACAACUGAUUCAGAUUCAAGUUCGGACGCUGUUACAACUCCACCCCAACAGCAAAGCGAACAAACGGUGGAAAGCGAUGGAAUGGAUGUAGAAUUUUCGUUGCCAACCAACAGCGAUCAUUGCGAUACGGAUAACGAACUCACCAACGCUUCGAAUGGCCAGAACGUGGAAAAAUCAGCGGAAGAUAAAACCACACACCUGGACGCAGAAAUAUCUAUUUCGGAUGAUGAUUGCGACGAUAUACAGAUGAUCACACCAAGUCUAUUGGAAGAAACUGCCAUCGCGGGUCUGUUCGAGAAGAAUGAUGGCGCUUUGCUAGCUACGAUCGAUUUAUCGGAUGACGAGAGCCAGAAACAGACUGAGCCGACUGUGAACAUCAGCACACAACUGGAUGGAGUUGUUGAACUGAUGGACGAAGGCCCGGACGAGCAACAGCAGCAACCUAAAGCCACGAAUAAUCCAGUAGAAACUGUAGAAUCGGAAGAAGAUAAUCCGAACAUAGAAAGUUUCUGCGAACGAACGCUUGUGUGUGAGCUGGACGAAAUAGUCACCGAUUCCGACGAUAGCUGCCUUGCUGAACCAACGGACAAAGGAAACGCGGCUGAGGACAAUCAACCCGUCACCAUAUCGUUGGCUGCGCCGGCACCAACCCGUCAGGAUGCACAGCGGGCAAUAGAUGAGUUUGAAAUUCCUGCCAUCGUCAAUCCGACACCGUUCUAUAGCGAUCCGGCCGAUGUAACGGGUCGGAAAGAAGUCGGUCAUACGGUUUUAAACAUAGCGGGCAAUAGUUUGAACGAUCAGGAAGAAUUUACCAGCACGAUUGCAGGUCUCGGAUCGCUGAAGCAAGUACGGUACGAUAAUCUGCAGCGUACGUUCGGGAAAAACAUCGACGACGUGAUAGGACCGAUCGGACAGACUGGUCCCAAUUCCGAUCGAAUGAAAGAGUUGCUAGCCUCGGAAGGGUCUGUCGUGAUUAGCCCAGCAGAACUUCCACCAAAUCGUGUCGAAGCGAUCGCUUGGAUUGAUAACCGAUGUCGACAGCGGCAGGACGAUGAACCAAUCGUGACCAUUGAAUCGGACAGUCCUAUAAAGGUGAAGACGGCGGAAACGAUCAUGGCACUGGAGGAUGUUGGUGCUGCUCAACCGACCAGCCUACCACCAACAAAGAUUGACAUUGAAUCUUCACUCAAUCUUAGCGUGUUGGUGGGACAAAGCGAAGUGACCACCAAUGGAACAGGCGCAAAAAACCUAGCUUCGCAAACCAUGACAAAGAACUGUGUAAACGCAACGGACGAUAAGGACACAAACGGGACGACUAAUGGUUCCAAGAAUAUGGAAGUGGAUAGUGUGACUUCCCAAUUUAACAAACCUCCAACUUUGGAAGAUGUCGCGGAAGAUGAUGUCGAAAUGUCCCAGGAGGAACAAGUACAACUAGGUCAGGAAAAUCCCGCACCUUCGCCCAGAAUAGGCGCGUCGGAUCAAUCGGACAUAAUUGAACAAAGCAAUGCCGACAUCUCGACGGCCACACCAGUCGACAACACGUUCGGGUACAAGGUGGGGUUCGAAAACUUGCAGGACGCCAAAGCCAAGUGUGAGUACAAUUAUCUGACAAUAAUGUCGAUCGAAGUGCAUGUGAAUACUCGGGGCGACUUGCGGCCAAAUCCGGGCACUGAUCCUAUUGCAGCGAUUUUCUACCGCAUCCAUAACGACGUUCCUUCGGACCAUCCGAAGGCAUCGUCCGUCUGUGGCAUCAUACUGAAUCGCGACCAAGCGCAGCUAUCGUGUGCAGCGAGCGAAGCUGGCGAUGGUAAGAUGUGCUUCAAGUACAACCAAUCGCCAAAUGUGGCGGACGUCGUUACUGUGUCCGGAGAACUGGAACUGUACGAAAAGUUUCUACUGCUCAUUUCCUUCUGGGAUCCGGACAUAUUUACCGGGUACGAGAUCGAAUCCGUAUCCUGGGGCUACGUAAUCGAGCGUGGCUACGCGCUAGAAAUUAAUCUAAUGAAGAAGCUUUCCCGCGUCCCGUCCGUGGACAAGGUGCAUGUGACGGAAGAGGAACAGCGGGAACUGCUAGAGAUGCAUGAUUACAGUGCGGGCCUAAAGAUUCCUGGCCGUAUACUACUGGAUAUUUGGCGUCUGAUGCGGCACGAGAUUGCUCUCACGUCGUACACGUUCGAAAACGUUGUGUACCACGUGUUGCAUCGCCGUGUACCGAACCAUUCCUACCGACAGUUGACCCGUUUGUGGAACAAAUCGUACAGCCGCUGGAUAGUGCUAGAGUACUACCUGGAGCGUGUGAACGGAAACUUUGACAUACUGAAUCAGCUCGAUCUGAUUAGCCGAACCGCCGAGCUGGCCAAACUGUUCGGCAUACAGUUCUACGAGGUACUGUCCCGUGGGUCUCAGUUUCGCGUGGAAAGCAUGAUGUUGCGCAUCGCCAAACCGAAAAACUUUGUAUCCGUUUCGCCCAGUAUCCAGCAGCGAGCGCACAUGCGUGCACCGGAGUACUUGCCACUGAUCCUGGAGCCAAAUUCGCGCUUCUACGCCGAUCCGAUGAUUGUGCUGGAUUUCCAAAGUCUGUAUCCGAGCAUUAUCAUUGCCUACAACUAUUGCUUUUCGACCUGUUUGGGUCGUAUCGAGCACUUAGGAGAGGACACAACGUCGUUUGAGUUCGGCGCAUCGCAACUACGUGUUCCUCCAAAGAUGCUGAAGGCACUGCUGGAUAAGAAUCUUGUCACCUUUUCUCCUUGUGGCAUUGCGUUUGUAAAGAAACGGGUACGCGAGGGAGUACUCCCUCGGAUGUUGAGCGAAAUCCUCAACACUCGUCUGAUGGUGAAAAAAUCGAUGAAGCUUCAUAAGGACAACACCGCCCUGCAACGGGUGCUUCAUUCGCGUCAGCUCGGGCUGAAGUUGAUCGCGAACGUGACGUACGGCUACACGGCAGCCAACUUUAGCGGACGCAUGCCGUGCGUCGAAAUUGGCGACAGUGUCGUGGCGAAGGGACGAGAAACGCUCGAGCGAGCGAUCAAGUUGGUCGAGUCAACGGAACGCUGGGGAGCAAAGGUAGUGUACGGCGAUACUGACUCACUAUUUGUGCUGUGUCCGGGACGAAGCAAGGCGGAUGCGUUCAAAAUUGGUGCCGAAAUAGCUGAAGCGGUUACGAAAGAAAAUCCACCACCAGUCAAACUGAAGCUAGAGAAAGUCUACCAACCAUCGAUACUGCAGACGAAGAAACGCUACGUGGGAUACAUGUACGAAUCGGCAGAUCAAGAGAAACCGGUGUACGAAGCGAAAGGUAUCGAAACGGUCCGCCGCGAUGGAUGUCCCGUUGUGGCAAAGAUGCUCGAGAAGGUGUUGCGCAUACUGUUCGAAACGUGCGACGUGUCGAAGGUGCGGCAGUACACUUGUCGACAGUUUACGAAAAUUCUCGAGGGACGCGUCAACCUGCAGGACUUUAUAUUUGCGAAGGAAUUCCGGGGCGAAAGCGGUUACAAACCGGGGGCGUGCGUACCAGCCCUAGAACUGACGAGAAAAUGGAAGCUAACCGAUCCACGCCGUGAACCUCGUCAAGGGCAACGGGUACCGUACGUGAUUGUCAGUGGUCCACCCCUCGUGCCCCUCAUUCGUCUGGUGCGAAGUCCGGAUGAACUGCUCUCGAACGAAGGUCUCAAAAUUAAUGCCAAUUACUACAUUACGAAGGCUAUUAUUCCACCCCUGAACCGAUGUCUUCUGCUAAUCGGCGCGGACGUAAACCAGUGGUACAAUGAGCUGCCUCGCAAGACGCUUAUGUUACACAAUACCGGUGGAAUUGGAGGUGGCGGUUGUGUUGCGUCGACCAACAAGCCACCGAUAAGGAAUGCGUCCGAUCAACAAAUGCAUAAAAAAGUUACUAUCUCACAGUACUUUUCGACCACAAACUGCAUCGUGGACUGCGGCAAACAGACGCAACAGGGAGUAUGCAGAGACUGCCGCCAGAAACCUCAACGAGCGUUGGUGCAUGUGAUGAACAAAGUAAACAAACUGGAACGGAAACUUGAGCUCACGGAGAAGAUGUGCCGAUCGUGCUGUCAGCGUACGUUUGAAACGGCCUGCAGUUCGCUGGACUGCCCGGUAAUGUUUUCGUUAAAUCGACGCACGCUGGAGCACAAGCAAGUGCAGUACUAUCGGGAUCUGAUCGCACAGCUGUUCUGAGAAAAUAGUAAUCGU
This is a messenger RNA of Anopheles maculipalpis, 6709 nucleotides long. It is a transcript of the gene DNApol-zeta, whose product is annotated as DNA polymerase zeta catalytic subunit. Gene Ontology annotation, biological process: double-strand break repair via homologous recombination; error-prone translesion synthesis. Gene Ontology annotation, cellular component: nucleus; zeta DNA polymerase complex. Gene Ontology annotation, molecular function: nucleotide binding; DNA-directed DNA polymerase activity; DNA binding. Lineage: Eukaryota; Metazoa; Arthropoda; Insecta; Diptera; Culicidae. The record is from RefSeq and is a predicted model, not a curated record. Bases 89 to 6694 code for a protein of 2201 amino acids. The transcript is spliced from 10 exons.